Messenger RNA from Darwinula stevensoni, 1630 nucleotides. NCBI's taxonomy places the organism in Eukaryota, Metazoa, Arthropoda, Ostracoda, Podocopida, Darwinulidae. The record is from the annotation of a GenBank genome assembly.
AUGGGUCUGCCGUCCUUGACCGAACUGCAACAUAUAUCAAAGAGAUUGGAGAUUUUGGAAGCAAACUUGGAGAAGAAGGCUGCUGAGUCUGAGCAACUCUUGCAAGCAAUACAGUCUCUGAAGAAGGAAGCCAAGCGAGGAGAGACCUCUAAAGGGAAAGGCAGCAACACAACAGUCAUCACAAAAUAUCCCCCAAUUCCUAUUCUAGUGAUAGCCUGCAAUCGAGUCUCUGUUUCCAAGUGCCUUGAUGGUCUGUUCAAGUCUCGUCCAUCAGCUGAACAGUUCCCAAUUAUAGUCAGCCAGGAUUGUAUUCAUCCUGAGACAACUGCUGUCAUCAAGGGUUAUGGUGACCGAAUUACCUUCAUCCAGCAACCAGACCAGAGUGUCAUCGCAGUACCUCCAGCCCACAAGAAGUACAAGGGAUAUUACGCUAUAGCUAGGCAUUAUGGUUGGGCACUCAAUCAAACCUUUCUGCAUUUCAAUCACUCUUCUGUCAUCAUUGUUGAAGAUGACUUGGAGGUGUCAGUGGAUUUCUUUGAAUACUUUUUGGCCCUGUAUCCAUUGCUUAGAGAUGAUCCAACCCUCUACUGCAUUUCGGCCUGGAAUGACAAUGGAAAGAGAUCUGUGAUAGAUGAAUCCUCUCCUGAUCUCCUUUAUCGGACUGAAUUUUUUCCUGGCCUUGGCUGGAUGCUCACUCGCUCAUUAUGGAUGGAACUCAUGACCAAAUGGCCAACGAGUUUCUGGGACGACUGGAUCCGCAUGCCAGAGCAGAGACAAGGUCGUGCUUGCAUUCGACCCGAGAUAUCCCGGACCAGCACUUUUGGGAAGAAAGGAGUCAGCUUGGGUCAGUUCUUUGAGAAGCACUUGAAAUUCAUUGUCCUCAACUCGCAGUUUGUCCCCUUUACACAGAGAGACCUGACAUACUUGACAAAAGACAAGUAUGAUGAGCUGUUUGUGAAGCUUGUUUACCAGACCCAAGUUGUAACACAGUAUGACCUCCUUUUGGACAAGGUUACCUUCCCAGGGAGUGUCAGAAUCACAUACAACUCACGGACUAGCUUCCGCACACUUGCGCAUACCUUCAAGCUCAUGGAUGACUUCAAGUCUGGGGUCCCCCGAACAGCAUAUCGAGGGGUGGUGUCUUUCUUCUACAAGGGUCGUAGGGUGUACCUUUCUCCGCCAUCUUCCUGGAAUGGUUAUGAGAGCAUUCCUGAAAAGUGAUCUCCUUUGGGCCUAUAAAGAUGACUUGUUUUAAUUCCUGCAUCUUCUAUCUCCUAUUACCCAAGUAUCUUUUAAGGUGGAAGUGCUUGUAAAUGGAGACCAUUUCCUGUGAAACUGUGAUAAAAAAUGCAUGCAGAUGUGUUGAUUGCUGCUUUGGUUAAAAUUAGACUGAUGCCAAAGGCCAAGCAUCAAAACCAAGAGGUAUUAUCCCAGGAUGUCAUGGGCUUUGUUGUUCUAAUAUAUGUUCACUUGUUUGAAAGUUAUUGCACAGGGACAAGUGCAUUUCCUUGGAGGUGCUCUCUUUCAUUCCCUUCUGCAUCUGAUGAUCUUUUGUGUUCUUUUGCAUUGGACUUGCCUUUUGAGAGAAACCUGAUCAUUAUUCACAUGACAUGCUGGCAAGAUGCAGGUG